This is a messenger RNA of Myodes glareolus (Bank vole), 3958 nucleotides long. The record is from RefSeq and is a predicted model, not a curated record. Lineage: Eukaryota; Metazoa; Chordata; Mammalia; Rodentia; Cricetidae.
UAGAGCCUCGCUGCCGGUAGCGUCUGCUCCACCCGCACUUAGAGUAUGUCCUCGCCCGAGGUUACGCAUCCCGUGGCUGGGGAGCCGCCGGAAGCUGGGCUGCACUUGCGGGCGGCGGGAAGCGCGCUGCUGCUUUGCGGACUGGCACUGCUGCUGGGCUGGGUCUGGCUGCGGCGGCAGCGCGCAUGCGGCAUCCCUCCGGGGCCCGUACCCCGGCCACUCGUGGGUAACAUGGGACACUUGCUGAUGCCCCGCUUCCUGCGGCUGCAGUUCUGGCUGGGCCAGGGCGGCCAGACCGACACCGUGGGCUGGCACGUGCGCCUGGCCAAGCUGGCGGGCGUCUACGGCAACGUCUUCAGCUUGUUCAUGGGUCACCAUCUGAUGGUGGUUCUCAGCGACUUCCACAGCGUGCGCGAGGCGCUAGUGCAGCAGGCUGAAGUGUUCAGUGACCGCCCGCGGAUGCCGCUCAUCUCCAUCAUGACCAAAGAGAAGGGCUGUCUACCAAGUUCCAGCUGUCAACCAAGUUCCAGCUAUCAAAGUAUUGAAGGAAUUGUGUUCGCACACUACGGCGCCAUCUGGAAACAGCAGAGGAAAUUCUCCCACUCGACGCUCCGUCAUUUUGGUUUGGGAAAGCUUAGCCUGGAGCCCAGGAUUAUUGAGGAGUUCAAGUAUGUAAAAGAGGAAAUGCAAAAACACGGAGACGCCCCCUUCAGCCCCUUCCCCAUCAUCAGCAAUGCCGUCUCUAACAUCAUCUGUUCCCUGUGCUUCGGCCAGCGCUUCGACUACACAAACAAGGAGUUUAAGAAGGUGCUGGAUUUCAUGUCUCGAGGGUUAGAAAUCUGCUUUCACGGCCAGAUCUUCCUGAUCAACAUAUGUUCCUGGUUUUACUACCUUCCCUUUGGGCCAUGGAAGGAACUAAGGCAGAUUGAAAGGGACAUCACCUGCUUCCUUAAAAACAUCAUCAAAGAGCACCAGGAGUCUCUGGAUGCCAGCAACCCCCAGGACUUCAUAGACAUGUACCUUCUGCACAUGGAGGAGGAGCGGAGAAACAGCAGCGGCACUAGCUUCGAUGAGGAUUACCUGUUCUACAUCAUCGGGGACCUCUUCGUGGCCGGCACGGACACUACCACCAACUCUUUGCUUUGGUGCCUGCUGUAUAUGUCAGUGAACCCGGACGUGCAAAAAAAGGUCCAUGAAGAAAUUGAAAGGGUCAUUGGUUGUGACCGCCUUCCUUCCCUCACAGACAAGGCCCAGAUGCCAUACACAGAAGCCACCAUCAUGGAGGUGCAGAGGCUGUCCAUGGCGGUGCCCCUCGCCAUUCCUCAUAUGACUUCGGAGAAAACAGUCCUCCGAGGAUACACCAUCCCUAAAGGCACGGUGGUCAUUCCCAACCUGUGGUCAGUGCACAGAGACCCAGCCGUUUGGGAGAAGCCAGACGACUUCUGUCCUGAUCGAUUUCUGGAUGACCAGGGACAACUUCUGAAAAGAGAAACUUUCAUUCCUUUUGGGAUAGGGAAGCGGGUGUGUAUGGGAGAGCAGCUGGCAAAGAUGGAAUUGUUCCUGAUGUUCGUGAGCCUGAUGCAGAACUUCACCUUUGCCCUACCCGCGGGUUCUGAGAAGCCCAUCAUGACUGGAAGAUUCGGUCUGACACUAGCCCCCCAUCCGUUUAAUGUAACCGUCUCAAAGAGAUGAAGGUGCCCCUGAGAAGAGAGGAGGGGACAACAGCCAAAUCCGUGUCCUAGACAGUCUUCUGUGCUGUUGCGUGUGGGCCCAGCGACUCAGCACAGCCAAGAGAGGCUCUAGACGAGAGCCCUGGGUGUUGGGGGGGGGGGGGGGCGGCCGGGCGUGCCACACCAUGGAUGCCUCCUUCCCACUGGGACGCACGGAUGAUGGGUUUGGUUGUGCAGAUUCCAUUGGGAGCAGACCUCAUCUCGGCCUCCGUCAUCCCGUGGUAAAAUGAGGGUAAUGAACUUUCUCGUGGCCUCUCUGCUAUUAGCAGAUGCUGGACACUUCAGGAGUAGAUCUGCCUUCAGACCUUUCAGGGCCCUGACAUGGAAGUGUGUUCAGCAUGGACACUUGGUCAGAAAGGGGUACAGGCCUAGGUUAUAUUGAGGUAGAAGUUUUUCUUUUAAAUUUUUAUUUUUUUUUUUUUUAAGCGUAGGGUCUAUGUCAGUUUCCUUGGGCUUGUCUUAUGAGGAUCUUUUGGGUUUAGGGCUGGGUUCUUUACUUUUUAUAGAGCUAGGAUGAAAUGUCCCCUUGCCCGCUAUGUUGAGGAAAAAGAAACAUUCUCUUGAUGUCAUUGUCUACCCUUGUGUCCGCUGUCUGUAAGCACAGAAGCUGAGAGCCUGGUGUACAGCCCAGGUCCCCUUUGCCCAGCAGCCGUGCAGCUCCACCUUGGCCUGGGCUCUGGAUGCUGGGCUGGGAAACUGAGUCAUGUAAUUGUGGGACUGGUCAGGAGCAAUGUCUCAGUCAAAUGAUUCUGAACCCUCCUCUCCUGUUGUGUUACCAGCCAUAGUGUGACUAACUUGAAUACUCUCCAAGAUAAGAAGCCAUUUCUUCAUGGGGCCCUCUAAUGACCCUUCCAGGGGCUGCAAGAAAAUGUGGGAACGGCUUUAUGACAAUGUGGAUGACUGUGGGCCUUCUGCUGCCAGGGGUAAGGAUGAGCAGUGGCAAAGCCAUCCGUUACAGUAAACAGUGUGCAGCUCCGUGUGCCGGAGUCUAGCCCUUCCCUCGGGUCUCCCACAGCACUGUGGAAGGAACCGUGAAGAUGGGAGCGUUUCUUUGUGUGCGAUCCUCAUGCCAAGGGAGCUGAGGCUUUGCAGUGCUAAGGCCCGUGAUUACAAAACACCCUCACUGGUCUCUAAGACACUUGGCCCUGUGACUGGAAAGCACUUUCUGAGCCUUUCUCAGUAUUGACCCCCCACGGUCCUGAAGCUGCGUCCUCAGUGACCAUGUCCCUCUUCAUCCCAGUGGACCCCCCUGGGACCAGGCUCCACACUGCUGCCUCCUCCUCCAUGUGCCUUAUUCUUGGCAGACGCCUAGGCAACUUGGGAGUGAGUUAGGGAAGGUGCUUGAGGGGAGAGCCCAUCUCUGUGUUUAUUGCUGUCUUUAGGAUAGUUUUAAAAUGCAGUAUAAUUUGCCUUACCUGUUUAAGCCAGUAUUUAAAAAUUUACUAGGCUUUUUGUAUCAUUUGAAGUAACCAUGUUAGGCAAAUGUAGAACGAUGCCUUACCUGCCAAAACCUAAUACAGAAUGAAAGUUUCCAGCAUCUUCCCAUAGCCUUCUUGCCCAGGUACCCAGGCAGACCCCCAAACGCUUACCGAGGGGGAAAUACCAGCUGCGGAGUAAAAAGGAAAAGGUGGAAUAUUGUAUAACCGAGUAUUGAUUAAUUUUUGAUUCCUCAUUCUUUAUAUUAUCCACCGUAAUGUUUUCCCUUUUGUAAGUUAUAAGCACUCUCAAAAUAGAUGCAGGAAGUGCAGUCUAAUCUUAGGUGCCCUGAAGACUGUUUUAGGUCAGCGCACUGAGUGCGGAGGGACAGAGUGAGGCUGCACACCAUAUGGGUAAGAUGGCGCCUGGGUGGGCACGCUGCACCUUGACCAGGAUAGCGUGUCCUGGUCUGACACUCGUAAGGUCCUUACUCCUCCACUCGUGAAUUUCUGGACCUCCUAACCAAAGACUUCAUAUCGUACUUGAAAAAGACGUCUGCCUUCUAUGAGAAGACGUCAGAGUCCUGCAUUUAUCGAGCAGUUUAAUACCAUGCCUCAAGCUGUAGCACUCUGAAAAUCCCGUUAUACACCUCUCCACAGAUGGGCUGAGCUUUUCCCCAGCUGCCGAUAUUUUACGCGCUUCAUGUUUCAUCUGAAAUGUGAAAAUGACUUUCAUUAGUUUUCAGGGCCUAACAAGGUCUGGACCUCAUCUUUGAUGUUGCUCUUAUUAAACCUUUAAUUUAAUGGACACAA